AUGAAGAUUUCACUAAAGGAGCCUGAAGAGGAAAUAAUUAACCAAAAAAGGCCUGACGAAUAUUACUUUGCAAAUUACUCCGCAGAACAAAGAUUACAAUUUCUUAAGAGCUCUGUUGAUUCCGACACAAUAAUAGAAGAAAGUACAAAGAUUUUGGCAGAUGAUCUACGUGUCCGUGAUAAAUGGCCUUAUUGCCAGGGUAAAAUAAUAGAUCUGCAGAAGCAUAAUGCGGAAAUAGAAUUACAGCAGCAAAAGGAUUUGAAGAUUAAGAAAAGAAGACCUGGCCAAAAACAACGCGCAGCCAAGAAAUUGGCACUUGAAAGAACCAAGGAGCGUGAUGCUAAAGCUCGUGAGAUAAAAAAAAUGUUGAAGAAGAAGUUUCAUAAGCGUGGUGGAAAGAAAAACAAGAAAAAGGUUUUGAACCCACUGGCGAAUGCUGGGAGUACUCCUAAAUUUAGGACUGAAUGA
Messenger RNA from Saccharomyces mikatae IFO 1815, 468 nucleotides. RefSeq lists its product as uncharacterized. Lineage: Eukaryota; Fungi; Ascomycota; Saccharomycetes; Saccharomycetales; Saccharomycetaceae. Bases 1 to 468 code for a protein of 155 amino acids. The record is from RefSeq and is a predicted model, not a curated record. The transcript has a single exon.